Molecule: messenger RNA, 402 nt
Organism: Lytechinus pictus (painted urchin)
Lineage: Eukaryota; Metazoa; Echinodermata; Echinoidea; Temnopleuroida; Toxopneustidae
Exons: 1
Coding region: 1-402 (133 amino acids)
Source: RefSeq, a predicted model, not a curated record
AUGGAGGAAAGAAGGAAGAUGGAGAAGAAGGAAAAGAAGGGGAGGAAAAAGAGGAAGAAGAAAAGGAAGGAGAAGGUGGAGGAGGAGAAGGUGGAGGAGAGGAAGGAGGAUGAGGAGGUGGAGAAUGAGAAGGUGGAGAAGGAGAAGAUGGAGGAGAAGGUGAAGAAGAGGAAGGAGGAUGAGAAGGUGGAGGAGAAAGUGGAGGAGAAGAUGGAAAAGAAUGAGGAGAAGUUGGAGGAGGAGGUGGAGAAAAAAGAGGAGAAGGUGGAGGAGGAGGUGGAGAAAAAAGAGGAGAAGGUGAAGAAUGAGGUGGAGAAAGAGGAGAAGGUGGAGAAGAUAGAUAAGGAGAUGUAUUCACCCUCCUUCCAUUACUGCAUCUCUCUCCCUCUCUAUUUCCAAUAA